AUGAUCCGUAGCCCGAUGAAAGAAGAUGCCACUUAUGGUUCGGCUCCAAACCUCAGCUGCGAACUGGAUAAGACCCGCGCGGAUAGUGUUAACAUAACUCAACGCCUAAAAAGACGUAGGUGUGAAUGUGGAGGUGAGUCUGCGGAGGAGUCAAAAAUUGACAAAUUUAUAAAUGAGAUUACGUUGUGGCGGAACGAAUCGGACUCAAAACUAUCUGACAUCCAAAACUCCAUGCAAGACAUUAUUAAACAAAACACUGAUAUAAUCAUAACCCAGGGCGAAAUUGAAAAAUCGAUUCAGUUCCUUUCUGAAAAAUAUGAAGAUAUUCUUCAACAACUGAGUUCGCACCAAAGCAAGACGCAGGCACUUGCUGACCGCGUCUCGAUCGUGGAAGAUACUACCGAAGAGAUUGACCGCCGUUCGCGCUCCAGCAUGCUAGAACUACGCAAUAUAAGACUACCUAACAAGUCCCCGUCUCAGGAUGAGCAGCUAAAGGUGGCUGUGCGUGUCUUCCAAGAGCUCUCUGUCGAUAUCACUGUGGCCGACAUAUAUGAUAUACGCCGGACGCCGUCCAAAUCAGACGGAUUUACCCUGAUUUGCACUCUGAAUUCGGCUGUCAAGCAAAACAAGGCCCUGAGAGCUUAUAAAGAUUAUAAUAAACGUAAUAUCAACACCAAACUUAACUCGACUAUAGUGGGGGGCCCCCUGCUACCUAUUUAUAUUGGAGAGCAUCUUACACCGCGCGCUCGCCGACUUUUCUACCUUGCCCGAGAGCACGCGAAAGCUGAGUGCUAUAAACACUGCUGGACGGCGGGCGGACGGGUGCUCCUUAGGAAAGCUGACAACACUAAACUGAUUGUGGUGACCUCUGAGAGCCAGCUAGCAGCUCCCGGGCCAAAAAACUAG
This is a messenger RNA of Amyelois transitella, 906 nucleotides long. RefSeq lists its product as uncharacterized. The coding region runs from base 1 to 906 and encodes 301 amino acids. The transcript has a single exon. The record is from RefSeq and is a predicted model, not a curated record. NCBI's taxonomy places the organism in Eukaryota, Metazoa, Arthropoda, Insecta, Lepidoptera, Pyralidae.